AUGCAGAAGUACAAUGAGCCAACCAUUCUGUUAUCGGAUCUCAACGACUACAUAACCUGCAGAUUAUGCAAAGGAUACCUGAUCGAUGCAGUCUCCAUUACAGAGUGUUUACACCCUUUUUGUAAGUCCUGCAUCGUGAAAUACCUUGAAGAAAGAUAUGAUUGUCCAUCUUGCGGCAUACUCAUUCAUCAAAGUCACCCCUUGAAUUACAUAAGCUACGACCGAACACUGCAGGACAUUGUAUAUAAAGUUGUACCGGAUUUGAAGAGGCGUAAGUUUAAUGGUUUUGGCUUAUUACGAACAACCACAGGAGAAAGACAACGGAGACAAGAUUUCUAUUGUUCGAUGGGUAAGAGCCCACCGCCUUCAGAAGAACUCGUACGUGAACGCUUAUCACCGAACGGCCUAGACUCAUCCGGUGACGCUUCCACUGGUCAGUUUUCUAGUCCGUCUGCCUCCAACCUCUCUCACGCUCCCGACUAUCACCGCAGUGAUGAACAAGUCAAUGUCCAUUUGGAACCUGGAUCCGAUUCCCUUGAACCAUUGACCUUCAAAUAUCUUCGCUUGUCUUCCAGGGCGACCGUGACCCACCUACGAAAAUACGUAGCCCAGCAAGUUUUGCAUGAUAUUUCCCGAUUUCGUGAUAUCGAUAUUUUUAUUCAGAACAACGAAGACGGAACAUUUCUUGGACGAGACCACAUUCUCAAGUUUGUUCGCGUUGUCUAUUGGAAUGAUGAUGAACCGAUGCCAUUACAGUAUCGAUUUAACCAAACACUAUACUGAGUCCGUCAAGCGGACUCCAGAAUAGUUCCCAUGGGGAAUAUGGAAGAAUUGCAAUGGACACUAACCUUGUGAUCAGCCGUCGGCUAACGACCCAACCCUGCCAAUCGGUACAUCGUGCUUUUUGUACACAAUCGUACAUCAAAGCCUUGCCACAUGCUUCUUUUGUUGUUUGUUUUCACAGAUCUCUGACAAUGAGCUACAUGAGUUCGCCUUUCCGUACGAUAUUUCAGAUGUUGAAUUUCGCACACUUGUAUAUAAUUUGUACACGUUUUUUCUACACACAUAUAGCCUUUUC
Molecule: messenger RNA, 1078 nt
Organism: Opisthorchis viverrini
Lineage: Eukaryota; Metazoa; Platyhelminthes; Trematoda; Opisthorchiida; Opisthorchiidae
Exons: 5
Coding region: 1-783 (260 amino acids)
Biological process (GO): regulation of transcription by RNA polymerase II
Cellular component (GO): PRC1 complex
Source: RefSeq, a predicted model, not a curated record